Thamnophis sirtalis is the source of this 919-nucleotide messenger RNA. The record is from RefSeq and is a predicted model, not a curated record. Lineage: Eukaryota; Metazoa; Chordata; Lepidosauria; Squamata; Natricidae.
CAUCUGCUUCUCCAGCCUGCAGCACAACAUGGCUUUCUCCAAGUAUUGUCCAGCUUAUUUCUCUGGUGAAAGGGGGAAAAAAGGCCAAGGAACUUCUUCAGCAGAAUUAGCUACUUUGACAGGUUAUCCUCUUGCAUUCAAAGCACAUAUUAGAAAAAGUUUGGGAGACCUUUAGACUAUAAUAAAUAGCUGAAAGUCCGACAGCUUCCAAAGACUGAGAAAAAUGUCAUCACCACAGGGUAUCUAUAAGAGAUGCGAGGAACCCGAGGAACAGGGGAAAAAGCCAAGCAAGAAAUUUGAAACAGCAGGUAAUUUCCUGCCACUACGCAGCCAAGGUGGUUCAGGAGUAUCCCUGCUGAUCUUUUCUCUUGUGACCAUUGCAUUUCUUUUGCUGUGGAUCAUCAUCGUUGCUGUAAUGGCAUCAAAAUAUUCUAAGAUUUUCAAGGAACUAGAAGAGCUGCGUAUGAAUCAAACUUUGCUGACAAAAAAUGAAACAGCGCUAAAUAUCACCCUUAAAAAGCUGGAGGAUGAUCACAAUGGCCUGAAAAAGAAUGUGAAUGCAAAGAUACAAGAGAUAUCGGAUGAAAGUGGCAGAAGUGCAAAUAUGGUCAUUAAUUUAAUCAAUGCAGUCCAUCAGAUUAAUGCUUCAGGCUGCCAGGUGUGCCCAAAAGGUUGGCUGUUGAACAGAGAAAAAUGCUACUAUUUCAAGAUGGGGAGCGACGCCUGGUCUCAAGCCGAGAAGAGAUGCGAGAAUGAUGGAAGCAAACUGGUUAUCAUUGAGGAUUACGUUGAACAGAAAAUGCAGUUACAGACCAAGGCUGCUCCAUGUAUUGAUUCAGAAUCUGAAAUUUCCAUGGAGUGGAAAUCUGAUAGUAAUUCAUGGGAGAUACAAGGUGUUAGAUAUGCUAAUGAGGAGUGA